CGCAGGUAGCAGCCACGCGGCAGCCACCUUCAACGCAGCGCGAUCGUCACCGACGACGUCCCGUCCGAGGCAAGCUUUGGGGUUAGUACCGCUUUCAGUUUCGGUGCGCCGCAACGGCGUGCAAUGCGCGGCGGCGAUGAUGCACGUUCUUUCCAGCGUGUCGUCGUGCGAAGGGAGGGCCUGGCUGGCGGCGGGGGAACCAUCAGCGGGAGGAGGUCGGACGAUGGCGGGGGGGGGUGGUUAAUUGCCCUCCAUUGCAGUUUGUUGUCCGGCGGCUGCCGAGGGGACAAGGGUUGCGGGGGUGGGGCGGCGGCGGCGGUAGACGUCGCGGGUUCUUUUUGCGCCUGCGCGAUCGACAGGUAUGCACUCCGCAGCUCGUUCUUCGAUGGCGGGUCGGGCGCGGCUCUCGCGAUGGCGACAGACGUGGCAGGGUCGUUGGGCGGCGCUGGCGGUGGCGGGGCCGGGGGCCUCCUCGGCGCGCAGAUGAACAUCUUUCAGCGUAUCGUGCGCAUCGUCCGGUCUUACGCGAACGCUCUGGUACAAGGCGGCGGAGACCACGGCCAGCGACUGGCGCUCGAGAAAGGGGAUGAGAUGCUCGCCAAGGAGGCGCUAAAGAGGCGGAAGGAUUACGACGAUAGCGCCAAGGCACUUAAAGCGCAACUAGACCAGCAAAAAGUGGUCGUCGACAAACUCAUUUCCAACACGAGAUUGCUGGAGACGAAGAUUCAGGAAGCGAAGUCGAGGAAGGGCACGCUGAAAGCGCGCGCGCAGUCGGCGAAGACGAGCCAAAAGGUUCAGCAGAUGGUCGGGUCCAUAGAUACCAGCAGCGCGCUGGCGGCGUUUGAGAAGAUGGAAGAGAAGGUUCUGGCGCUGGAGUUCGAGGCGGAGGCUGUUGCGCAGAUUGGCACGGAUGACUUGGCCACUAAAUUCCCUCUCCUGGAAGGGGAUUCUGUCGAUGAUGACCUGGCGGCGUUCAAGAGAGAUGUGGUAGGUGGAGGAGCGGCGAAGAGACCGGCGGAAAGGAAAUGGAGGAAGAGGAAAACAAGAAAAGAUAGAGGAGGAGAAGAGAAAGGCAGAAGUCGAACAAAGAAGACAACAAUUGGAAGAGGAAAGGCGCGAGGAGAAGAUCCGGAGAUGUUCGCGGAAAUCGAACGAAGAAUGAUGGAAGAAUGCGACAGAAGGGACAAAAAGAUUGAAGAGGCGGAAUUGCGAACGAUAGCGGCAGUGUCAAGAGAUGUGCGAAAUUUGAGGGCUGAGAUAAGGACUGAAAUCCAAAUGAUGUUAGCAGUGAACUCCAAGACACCGAAACGAGACCGAGAUGUACUAGCGAGCGGGCUGGAUACUUGUAUGAUGGAGGAAGAAGUGCUGACAGACGAUGGUGCGAGGAUACCGCCAAAGAGAGCAAGAGGGAAGAGAAAGGCAGAAGGAAAUGGAGGAAGAGGAAAACAAGAAAAGAUAGAGGAGGAGAAGAGAAAGGCAGAAGUCGAACAAAGAAGACAACAAUUGGAAGAGGAAAGGCGCGAGGAGAAGAUCCGGAGAUGGGUAGUCUACGCCAUCAAGAGACGUUAUAAGGAUCUGGUAAUUACGCAGGUUGACAGGAACGGGGGAGAUCUGGUGCUGAUGUGCCCUUCUUCAGACCAACAUGGCUUGGACAAAAUGUUCACCUGGAGUGCAGCCUAUGAUGUGGUUAGUCGCGGCGAAGCGGAAACAUUGAAGGAGAUGAAGCGCAAAUUUGUAAGUCUUGAUUUGCACAAGCUGGUGAACCGGAACUUGAAGGGGAAGAUCGGUAGUCCGUACGUACUACCCAAGCACAAGGAUCUUGAACGGUGGCGACCCAUAGCUCCAGCUUACAGCGAACCCACGAUGACAGGCAGGCGUUGGAUCGCAAGGGCGCUCAACUACUUAUUGGAGAAGCUCCCAGGAGCAAAACAUUUCAACCUCAAUGCGACAGCCUCGCUCAAGCAAAAUUUGAAGAAAGCUGAGAAGAAGCUUCACUUAUUCGGAGGUGGUCAAGAUGAAGUUUUGAUGAGUAUGCACGAUGUCCGCUUCAGAUCCCGACUUCUUCAGCUCUUGAUCCAGGCCCAUCUCCCGAAAGAUGGGAAGCUGCCGGUGACGCCACAGCACCUGUCUUCGGCGGUCGAGAUGCUCACCAGACAUCACUUGUUGGCAGAGCCGGGGACAAAUGGUGACCUUGGAUCGAUGCGCAUGGGAGGUCCUGCGGUUUUCACCAGGAAUGGCACACUGGAUGGGUGUGCGGGCAAUGGUACCACGUCGCGGAAGCUCGCCGUUGACGCAUGGGCUGACCGCCUCGCUUCUUUGCUUGCUAGCCCUGUUGUCGAGAACAGAGCAAUUGGAGCCUGCCUGCUAGGCCUCACCUGCAAAGAGUGUUUGCAGUCACGGUUCCUUGAGUGCUACAGUGGUUGGUUCUCAACGCUUCUGACAAUGCUGAAGUCUAUCGAGUCGUCUUUCGUCAGAGCUGCAGCCUGUGCUGCCCUCAGCGAUCUGCUUGCCAGGUUGGGUUCCCUCAUCGACUGCCCGGGAGUAAGGAGGGAUGGUUCAGCGCUGGUGUCCAAACUGACCGUUCCACUCUUGCAACUGCUGAGGGAUGUGCAGUUGCGUGGAAUUUGGCUGGAGGGGGUUGAUCUGAUAUGCACUGUCCUGAAGACUUUCCCGCUUUGUCUUCGCAGCAGCUUUGAAAAAGUGGAAGCGGUGCUUGUGAUGAUACUGAUGAACACUGGCUGCAAGAGCUCUCUGAGGCAGAGGUGUGCAGAAGGGCUUGCCUUGCUGCCUCGUGCAGUUGGAGACUCUAACACGUGGAGCCUUUUGAUCCGAAGAGUUCUUGUGGCCGUCAACAGUGAACUAGAUGUGGCGUUUGCCGGGUUGGAGGAUCCGGGAUCAGCGGAGGUGGCUAUGGCGGAACUGCUUCCACGUCAGCAAGAGAUAUUGCCGCUUGGCGGUCCAUCGGUUGCAGCUGAGGUAGCAGCAUUCGCUGACGGAGAGACUCCUUUUUGGCGAAGGUUUGUGCCACGCGUCUCGGCCCUGUUUCACACCUUGGAGUACAUGCUUACCAAUCCCUAUCCCUCACCUGUUCCUAUGCCUCUGAGGCCAUUGCUUGCGCUGAUCAUGAGGGUUCUUGCAGUCGAUGGCUCGCGUCCUGUGGGCAUGUCGUCACUUGGCGGCCAGGCCAGCCUCAGUCAGCAAGCAUCACUUUGCUCAGAAUUGCCCGUCCUCCAUGCAGGGGCUUUGAAUCUUCUGUCUGCCACUCUCAGAGGUGCUCGAAGACAAUUGUUGCCUGUUGCAGGAGAGAUUGCGAGGCUGAUGUCCGACUGUCUCCGCAGAUCGGCGACACUGCCGGACGACAAGAGAAGCGCUGCGUUCACGUUCAAAAUCCACCUGUACAAUGUCAUUACGGAGUUUCUGUAUGCAACAGGUGCAGGGGGAAUGGUUUUGUCGCUUGCUCCCGUCUUAGUUGGCAUUGCCGUCUCAGACUUGCGAGGACCAGGGAGAGGAGGUGCUGGUGGUGGAAUGAUGAAGUCCUAUUCGAACGACCAGUAUAAGGGCAACCAACUCCUCCGGCAAGGGCCUGCUGGUGUUUCUUCACCUUCAAGACAAGCUCCUUUGGUCGGCAACACAUCAGCUUCGGGGGUUCCGUCGGGCCAGCACGGUUCUGUGGGUGUGUCCACACCGCAGCCAAAUCUUCAAUCUGGUGGAGGGAUCGGAAUUAAUGGUCACCACAGUCAGGCAUCGGCGUCCACUAUGCGGAAGAGGAAAGAACCGAGUGGAACUGUGGCAUCAGAUGAACAGCUGCCAGCACUUGUAGGGGCCAGUAUUCUUUUUUCUGAGGAGGGGGGAGGGUCUACAGAUUCAGUUAUGGUUGCAAUGUACAUUGCUGUGUUGGAAGUUUUGGAAGCACUUUUGACAGUGGGGGGAUCGAUGCUUCCAGAGAGGUGGCGGGCGGAGGUGGAUGCUGUGAUCAUCAAUGUGGCUAUGGCGGUUUGUCACAGUGCAGAGAUCAGUGUAGAUGGUGGCGGAGGAGUGGGAGAUGCUGCUGAAGGAGCUUUGGGAGGGGUCAAAACGGUCACGCACACCCUCAAGAUUGCAGCAUGCAAGGCACUCUUGGCGUCAGUACUUGCACCUCGCUGUCACAGACCACCGUUCCUUCCUCAGGCAUUAUCUAUUUUCAGACGUUGUCGCCACGAGGCAGGGACGGAGCUGAGCCAGUUCUGCGCCCAUGCGUUGCUUGCUUGCGAACCACUCCUUCAUCCGCGAGCUCUACCAUAUCCCGCCACAACAUCGCCCAUUUUGAGUGCACCUGUAGGGCAUGGAAAAGGGUUUGUGGCCCUGAGCAACAAUCAGGCAGCGAAUAAAACGUAUACCACUAACUUGAACAGAGCAGCUUCAGGCAACGCGGCCGCGUCAGAUCGAUGGAUCGACAGCCAACAUCAUCCGGGCAGCGGCGACCCAUGGGCAGAUUUAGAUUCAUGGUUGGGGUGUGCGGACUAUGCUAGCGACAUGGAACGGGCUGCGUUCGGGCUCUCCGGGUUCGAUCUCAUGGAUAUAAAUGGUGCUAUGAUGCCGACUAGUGACUCUCUGCUCGGUAACGCGGGUGGAGGGAACCUCGAAACAGCUGCAGUGUUUGGAUAUGGCGGUGCAAACCAGCAAGGUGGCAGUGAGGUGGGAAUGAGAGACGCUGACCAGGUCGGCCGAGGUCCCGCUGCUAUGGCCGAUAGCCCUUCCCCGGUCUAUACUGCCCGCCUGGCAGCAACUGGUGAAAGCAAGGACAUUAUCAUGCCUGAUGUAGGCACUACAUCGCAGAGGGGCUGCAAGUCCGGAGAACUUCUUAUGAAAACUUCCACCUCCUACAGCACUGUACCAAUGGCAAUAGUGAAAGGGACGUCGCCGGGCAACAAUGAACUGAUGAACAGAGUGACAGGAGGGAGAGGGGUAGAUCAUGCAGGGGCUGAACCAAAUCUGCCCACAGAGAAGCUGGGAACCGGGUUACGGACAUCAGUUACAACAGGCACAGCAGCAACAUCGGGUGGUGGUCACGCUGGCAUGAGGGAUUUGCAUGGGAUAAUGGAUGUUGAACCGUCAGCGGGAGGUGGCGCUGGAGGUGGGGGUGGGGGUGGGAGUCGAGAGGUACGCGAUGCUUACAGAACAGGUCUUUUGGACAGACCUUAUAUGAUGGGUAAAGGGGCGGAUAAAGUGGAAGGUUGUUCUACAGUCAGAGGAGGAUCUGGCCCUGUAGCCACUGCCAGUUUGCCUAUGCGGCUGGGUGUGGAUCCGGAUCCGGGACCUUGCGAAUUGAACUGGAGUAGAGGAUCAUCAGGAAGUGACAAGACCCCACCUUUGGUCUCAUCAUCCCCCUCCAACACCAAAUUACAAGUGGAUGAAAUCGGUGGAGUGGUUUCGGUAGGCGAUGGACUUGUGACUUCUGUGUCUGCAUGGCCCCAUGCUGCUGCUGUCGCUUCUGAUGAUGCCUCCAUCCCUGUUGUAGAGCGCACUAGCCCGGGCUCUGCUGAAAUACCUUCCGCAGCAACGCGCGCACCUCAUACUGGCACAUUAUCGUCAAAACAUAGUCCGCAGGCGGAAGUCUCACAGCCACAACUGCGAGCGGCUUAUCAGGAGGCUGUGGCUACUGGAGGAACCGAACAUGUUCUAGAUGACGAUUCUGACGGACCGCUGCCAGACAUUGUUGAUGGCGAUCCUGAUGAAAAUAUGGAAUGAGAGACAGAGCGCACUAGCCCGGGCUCUGCUGAAAUACCUUCCGCAGCAACUGACACGCCUGGUACUGGCACAUUAUCGUCAAAACAUAGUCCGCAGGCGAAAGUCUGGCUGCCACAACUGCCUGCGAGUGGCUUAUCAGGAGGCUGUGGCUACUGGAGGAACCCAACAUGUUCUAGAUGACGAUUCUGAUGGACCGCUACCAGACAUUGUUGACGGCAAUCCUGAUCAAAAUAUGGAAUGAGAGAGAGAGAGAGAGAGGAGAUUUGUUCUAGGUCUUGUGACUAUCCCUGGUGGUAGUUGGGCAGUUUGUCUAGCGCGCUGAGUGACUGACCUGACAUCGGCAAUUUGUCUACCGCAUUGCCUAAGCGACAUCACGAUGCAUGCCUUUGUUUCAGCCGCGAUGACCUCCCUGUUUGGGUUGUCGGUUUGCUAGGCGGUCGAUUGCCCCUACUGGCAGUCUGGCAGUUUGUGAUAUUUCAGCAGUUUGUGAUAUUUCGUGACCAAAUUGACAUCGACAGUUUGUCUAUUGCAUUCUUUGAGCGACGUGACGAUGCUGCUACUGGUAGUCUCGCAGUUUUGAUUUCAGGAGUUUGUCUACUGCAUUUCGCGAGCAAAUUGACGUCGGCUGUUUGUCUAUUGCAUUUGCAUUGUUUGAGCGACCUCGCGAUGCACCCCUUCGUUUCGUUGGUGAGAAACCCAACCCCCCAUUUUGGUUGUCGGUUUGCUAGUUGCUCAUUUUUUUUCAGUUAAGAAUCUUUAGAUCGUACAAGGCCACUCGUUGAAUCCAGUCACUGCGCUCUUUACAUGCUUUGGCUAGGUUCUGUGGCACCGAACUACUCAUUCCACUCGCUGGUCUGUCUGGUCGCUUGAUGGUCCAGAGCAAAGCUUUAGGGGCCCAGUGUUAUUGGAUCCUGGCAUUCAGGGCCCGUUAAUUGGGCCCACUUGGUGCUUCUGCUGGUGGACUGCACACAAUUUUAUAGGAAUGGUCAGUUGCGUGGUCCACUCCGCAUUUCUACUGGUAGAUGGCUUAGAAUGAACUUUUACGUCUAUACAGUCUAGUAUAGACAGUUCUUAGACAGUUCCAAGACAGUUCCUUGGGCAUUUGUAUGUCAAUAACGGGCUGCUGUUUAAUCGAAGUGAAUCCAGGAGUCCGUAGGAACGAAGUGAAGAAGAGAGAGAUCGACGAAUGACAGAGUGCUUGUUAGUAGAUUAUCUGAGGCUAUCUACCUAGUGCCUACCAUUAUCAAGCCCGCUGGCAACGCCCCCUCCCCAUUGACACUGGCUGAUGCUUUCUGGGCCUUUUCUGGCCAUCAGAUUUGCAUCUCGCCAGCCUUAGUUU
Molecule: messenger RNA, 7066 nt
Organism: Chara braunii
Lineage: Eukaryota; Viridiplantae; Streptophyta; Charophyceae; Charales; Characeae
Source: the annotation of a GenBank genome assembly